UCUCAGGCACGACUGAGCGAAGCUUUCACUUUCGCUUUUUCCCAGUGUGUCAGCGGAGGCGACAUGUUUUAGUCUGAAGUGAUGUUCUCACAAUGUAAGAACGUCGACAGGACACACGACUUCAGGAGAUUUCAGGUUGGUUGCGGUCACAUUCAACGUGUAGCGAGAAAGACAGCGAGUAGUUGACGUGAGACGGACUGGCGAACGGGAGAAAAAGCUGGCUGACGUGAGGCGACCCGGCUAUGGCUCAGUGGAUCGCAGGACGUCGACCUUUGAUUCAGCCACGACUCACUUCUGCAUGAAUAGAAGCCAUGGAGAUACUGUGCGACGGCUGGAGCCUGCUAUAGAAUGGUCCAGCACAAUGAGCCUGACCAUGCAGCUGCGCCAAAGGGUCCACCCAAGCCAACUGAGGUCCCCCCUGCACCUCCUGCCCCGCCGACACACUUUCAUCCCUUCCGCCACGCGCAGGACCGCUCCCUCAUCACCCAGGCCAUCCACUUCUUGGAGAACAGUGGAUUUUACUGGGGACCGAUGGACGUGGACGAGGCCCACAUGCAGCUGGCCGGCCUGCCGGUCGGGACGUUCCUGAUCCGGGACAGCACACAGACGGACGUUUUCUUCACCCUCAGCUACCGGGCCGCGGAUGGACCCACCAGUGUACGGGUGCUGCUGAAAAACGGAGCCUUCAGUUUGGAUGGGAGCAAACACACCUUCCCUUGCCUCUUUGCCCUGCUGGAAUUUUAUAUCUCAUCCCCUAAGAGGAGUCUGAAAAGGCCCUAUCGUGGAGCUGCACCCCAGACCCUUCAGGCGCUGUCCAGGAGGGCCGUGGUACGGACAUUUGGCAGGGAGAGCAUUGAAGGGCUCCCUGUAAGUGUUGGCCUCAAAGAAUUUCUGAACUUAUAUCCUUUCGCGACAUAAAGGGUGUGUACCUGCACAUGUGCACCAUGUGUGUUUAUACAAAGAUGUUCUGAUUUUAGAGCAGCUAUUCAGACCCUGCCUGCAGGGAUAGCUCUUUGUGAAUUCUGUGUUUGUGUGUAUGUUCAAGGAUUUAUCAGUACUGUUACCAUCAAGUGCACUACUACAGGAUUUCAUCCUUAUUUCAUCCGCCUGCUGUGCAGACAGUGUUUCAUUUCAGAUAAUGUCCUGUAAAGAAACAUAGGAAAUGUCACAACAACGCUUUUGUUUUGUUUUGCAACGGUAAAUUUACAGAUCAGUACAAACUUCAAGAUUCUGGUACACAUAAUUUAUAUAUAAGUAAAUAAUAGAUUGUUAGGUUUCAAGCAGUGUUUUAAGCCAACACAGCAACUUCAUCGUCAGUUAGACCUAAUAAACAUGAAUAGUCCAAUCAUAACAGCUGUAGCUUAUUUCACUGGUCAAAGUAGCAUGCGGUUCUCAAUUGCAUUAAUUUUUUUUUGACUACCAAAAGGAUGUAAAGUAAAAUAAGUUAAAGCUCUCAUAUUUAUCAGAUAAUCUGAUAAAUAAGAUGCUUUUUAACUUUUUUUUUGUACUUCAAGUUAACAUUAUUUGCUAGGUAUUGUCUGUUUUGUCAUAUGUUGGUAAAACUAUUAAAGCAAUGCAAAAACUAUCUAAGCCUACCUUCCCAAAUUUGUUCCCACCCCUUUCAUGCAAUAAAUCAUCUGAUCACUGGCGCAUUUAGGAGAAACAGAAACAGAAACUGGUUCUUCUUCAGAAUUUCUGACGUGUAUGACAUCCUGGUAUGUUGAUCUGUCUUCUUACUGUUUCCUUGAAUCCCGGGAAAGGCAGGCAGUUAUGCUGAAAAGACAAAAGCCUCAGUGGGGUUUUAUUUGAGUGGUCUGCCAAAGUUUCCCACUUCUGCCACAAACUUAAGACUAUGGCUGAAGUUACUUGUUUCGUGGUGGGUGAGCAGCCCCAUCUAGUGGACCAGUUUGGACAAACUCCAGUUGGAUCUUCUUUAACAGCACCCAGCUUUAACUCUCGUGUCAAGACACUUGUUUGUCGUAAAAUAAGACAUGAUAAAGUGAAAUAACUUGAAGAUAGUUUUGUGAAACGAGAAAGUGUCCUGCAGCUUAUAGCUUUAGAAAGAUCUAGAGGUCUGUACAUGCCUUAAUUCUCCAACUGUGAAAUAUACGCUGCUGUAGCAGGCCGUAGGUCAUGUCAGGUACUUGAUUGUGGCAGUAAAAUAAAUAACAAUAAAUAUAACAUUGUGAUAGUUGUAUUGAUUGAAAAGAAAACUUCCUAAAUUAGUCCAGAUCAUUUAAAAAAGAUUACAAAAUAAACUUCACCACUAGAAUCACUAGAGGUGGCCUAACUUGUGUGGCCUCCAUCACAAGUUUGGUAGUUUUAAAGGCCCCAUAUUCUCAUAUUUUUCUUUUUUUUUUCUACCGAGAUCCAGUUAUUAUGUUUGUGUGGUAGCAAAAAUACCCUUAAUUCAUUUUUUAUGCAACCAUAUUCCAAGCUCUUUUUACGCCUUAGAACCGAACAGACUGUUUUUGUUACCGUGUCAUUACGACUGAUGUAUGUAAAUGAUCUCUAUUCCAAUUGGCUGCCUUGUAGUGUGUCACAGUCUGGGUUGAAACACUCUGAGCUAAACUGCUGUUGGCUGAUUUGAUGGUUUGCGUGACAUCAAAAAAGAAACUGCCUGUUUUUGGUUUUGUAUAUAGACUGUAUGGACUGAAGAGUGAAUAGUUCUCUGUGAAACUUCAACACUGUUUACAAAUUACAUUAAACUCUUUUAUG
This is a messenger RNA of Colossoma macropomum (tambaqui), 2718 nucleotides long. It is a transcript of the gene socs1b, whose product is annotated as suppressor of cytokine signaling 1b. The record is from RefSeq and is a predicted model, not a curated record. The transcript is spliced from 2 exons. Gene Ontology annotation, biological process: phosphatidylinositol phosphate biosynthetic process; intracellular signal transduction. Gene Ontology annotation, cellular component: phosphatidylinositol 3-kinase complex. The coding region runs from base 349 to 918 and encodes 189 amino acids. Gene Ontology annotation, molecular function: 1-phosphatidylinositol-3-kinase regulator activity. Lineage: Eukaryota; Metazoa; Chordata; Actinopteri; Characiformes; Serrasalmidae.